Lichtheimia ornata is the source of this 600-nucleotide messenger RNA. RefSeq lists its product as uncharacterized. The record is from RefSeq and is a predicted model, not a curated record. The transcript has 2 exons. Bases 1 to 600 code for a protein of 199 amino acids. Lineage: Eukaryota; Fungi; Mucoromycota; Mucoromycetes; Mucorales; Lichtheimiaceae.
AUGUCUGAGGAGCCCAAGACCAAGGUGUCAAAGACAAGCUUGCAAGCUAAUGAAGUACUCAAGACGCAAAUCGAAGCCUCUAUUGGCGUAGCACGAUCUCUGGUGAAUUCGUGGUUACCAGCACCCAAACCAGGCGAGAAACUUGAGGACGAUGACAGCGACACCGAGACCAUGAAUCGAUACUCGACCGGGCGACCUGACAGGCUUGGAUUAGGUGCCAAAUUCUUGUCGCAUGCAGAGGCAAUGAAACACCAGACGCAAUCGCUGUCCAAGCAAGAGAUGCAGCUUCGUAACAAGAUCGUCAACCAAAACCAGCGAGCGACCAACGCAUCCACAAUUGGCAAAAGGUCUCGUGACCAAGACAACGACAAUGAUGAUGAUGAUGAUGACGAUGAUGACGAUGAGGAUUCAAGAACUAAAGUGGUCUCUGCACGUGGUAAAUUGACAUCUCGUCCAAGUGAAUCAAAGACCAAAGACACUGGUAGCCGAGACUUUUUAUCCAUGUAUUCUUCUGGGAAUGGAAAUGCUGGCAAAAAGAAGAGGAAAAGAAAACCAAGAUCCAAACAAGCAAAGCAAGGAAAGGAAGUGCAGGACGCUUAG